CACGUAGAGGAUUGCAUCAGCUGUCAGAGAAAGUCGAGUGCUUGGAUGGCAUUUUAUUUGGGAUUUGCUAAAGACAAUUCCGUGUUCCAGAACAUCAGUGAUAAUGUGUGAGACACGUUAUUACUUGUUCAUUAUAUUGUACAUAUGUAAAUGUUUCCUUGUCGAGUGUUACUUGGACGAAAAUAAAGAUGCCGGCCCUGUUGGUAAUUUGGCCACACCCCCAAAUGUUGACAGUAAAGGGGAGGAGAACGUUGUUUUGUGGUGGACCCCGUUUACAGGAAUUCAGGGUCAGUCUCGUACUUGCUCUGUAGGCACAUGUUUUUUUACUGAAAAUAGGGAUGUCGUUAAUGAAAAAAGUACAAAAGCAGUGUUAUUUUAUGGUAGUGAUUUUAAUGUUGAAGAUUUGCCACUCCCGCGUCCUCAUGGUCAGUGGUGGGGAUUAUUACACGAGGAGUCUCCUAAAAACCAGCCACUGUUUGAUCACGAGCCAGUAUUAAAAUUAUUUAAUGUAACAUCGACGUUUCGCAGGAACUCUAAUUUCCCCCUUACUUUGCAGCACCUAGUCAGCAUUGAUAUUUUGACUUCCACUGACGAAUAUUUCACAUUAGCAGAAAAAACGUUAUAUAGUGAACGAGAUGAUUUAGCUCCAAUAAUAUACGUGCAGUCCGACUGCGAUACCCCUGCCGAGAGAGAUAACUUCGUUCAGGAAUUAUCCAAAUUUAUUAAAGUUGAUUCUUAUGGACUUUGUCUGCAUGAUCGGGACCUCCCCUCACAUCUACUGGAUGCAGCCGCCACUUAUGACCACACGGACUUUAGGAAACUGGUUUCUAAAUACAAAUUUGCACUUGCCAUUGAAAAUGCUGCUUGCGAUGAUUAUAUUACGGAAAAAAUCUGGCGGCCUCUGAGUGUAGGGACUAUUCCAAUUUACUGGGGAUCUCCUUCAAUUAGCGAUUGGGUCCCUAAUCCCAAUUCAAUUAUACAUAUAAGAGAUUUUGAUUCUCCCUUUGAAUUAGCUCAGUACCUGUACGCUGUGUUGCAGAAUGACACGUUAUACGAGUCAUUUUUAGAGCACAAAGAGAAGAGAAUGGUAUCAAAUACAAAUCUUACAAAGUCUAUGGAAGAUAGAAAAUGGGGUAUUAACAAUGAUUUCGAGCGAGGAAACUUCAUUGAGCAUUUUGAGUGUCAUGUCUGCGACGAAAUUUUGCGUCACUUCAGUAGCCAGAGAAAACAGGCCGACUCAAGUCAUUACGGAUGUCCAGAGCCUCCAAGCGUUUUGACGGGUAAACCAAAUCCCAAAAGCUUUUGGGUUGAAGAGUGGCACAAGGCACGGGUAGAGGCACAAGUUCUCCAUCGCUUCCUUUCCACAAAACCAGGAGUUUUUACUUCCGACCAAUUCUUUCAGGAGGUCAUUGAUCGUUUGCAAAAGGAUGGAUUUUUCAGCAGGUUCCACCAUGUGCAUGAGGAUCUGUAACCGGUUACAGAAGUUGGUGGCUCGAUUAUGGCACAAUAUCACGUGAUACCCUGUGUAAAAUAUUUUUCUUACUGAAUUUUUAUGAAUAAAAUAUUUUGCAUAAAAUAAAGUUGGAAACUUCA
This is a messenger RNA of Macrobrachium nipponense, 1593 nucleotides long. RefSeq names its product alpha-(1,3)-fucosyltransferase 10-like. NCBI's taxonomy places the organism in Eukaryota, Metazoa, Arthropoda, Malacostraca, Decapoda, Palaemonidae. The transcript has a single exon. The coding region runs from base 104 to 1471 and encodes 455 amino acids. Gene Ontology annotation, molecular function: alpha-(1->3)-fucosyltransferase activity. The record is from RefSeq and is a predicted model, not a curated record. Gene Ontology annotation, cellular component: membrane.